GCACUCGAGGCUUUAAAAUUAGUUCCGUGAUCACAAUGCAGUGUUUGCAGAACCAAGUAGACCGCAUGGCACUGUAGCUUGCUCACCCCCCCGUCCUGAUCCCUUUUCAGUCACGUUCAUUCUGCUCUCGUUUGCCUCCCGUGGCCGAGGUUGAAAGUUUAACCGCGCCGGAGGGGGCUUCCUUCUGCCAGGAGGCGGUCAGAGUGUGCGUGGUCCAUAGAAUUGUCAACUUUCCAGUGGAAAAAGUCUAACUUUCGGUUUAUCUGGUGAAAUCGGUUGACAGAGGUUACACCAAAAUCUGUGACGCGGGUUAGGGGAGCGAGGCGCCUUAACGAUCCACCAUUUGCAGAGCCAUCUACAGACAUACCGACUGAGGAAACAGCAUUGGCAAAUAGGGUCGUGUUCAUGAAUUAGCCCACAAGGACCUCAGUCAUGACAUGCAGGGAUCUGGCACCGGCGCAUCUGAUGGGCCUCCUCUACCUCCAACAGCACACGACCCUCACGACAACCCAGCGAUCACUGAAGCUGUACGUUCACAAAUGGAAGCUCAACGUAGGCUCCAAGAACAAAUUGAGGUUCAGAAAACUCUUCAACUGCGAAUAGAAGCACAUGGAAAGUACUUGCAAACCAUCUUGGAGAAAGCCAAAGAAACUUUAGCUAGCCACAUGACUUCACCAGCUUCAAACCUUGACGCCCCACACACAGAAUUUGUCUCUCGCGAUCCUUCUCAUCCAUCGCAUCUCGGUGGAAUGAACCCUUCUGAGCUAUCCUCACAAGCCCCGACGCACCCAUCUGGUCGCACGUCAAACACGUCUUCCGAACAAAGACACGGUCUCACCCAUCUCAGUGCAAUGCAGGACCUCGGGGAUCGCGUCUCCAGCGUCGCUCUAGGCGAAAAAUCAUCGGCUGCGUCAUGUAGCCGGAGUCGCUCUCCGUCAACCACAUCCAAUCAUUCAACCUGAUGACCCUCCAAAGUCGGUUGUUAUGUGGAAUUUCAGCAAGUCUGAAUUUGGUCCUUAGCGCUCCGAAGAACUAUGAAUCAUCCCCCUCAGUGUUUUUCCUGCCUCAUGCACAAGGAUCGAGAUGAACAGCGCAUUAUAAACAACUGGACGGUCAGUUUUUUUUCGGGAUUGAAUGAGAUGAAGAAAAAAAAGACCAAAAAAAGAAAGAAAAGUAGCAGAAGGCAGCGGUAACAACUUGUGAUGGUAGAUUACGCGUUCUUUUCAAAGCAGUGCUUCAGUAUGAUAGAAGUGAAAACGAUCGCGCAACAAUUUACAAGGUAGAAAGACGCCAAGAACCUCUAAAAUCUUUAUGACUACGGCAGUUGCUCUCAUCGCAAGUUCAAUGUGGCAGCUACGAUCAUCGGUAUUGAGCUGCACAAAUCAGCCUUCAUUCUUGGAGAGUAGAUGCCUUCCAGAUCAUCUGUCAGCACCACUAUUUCUGAACGAAACUACGAGGCGGACUUUGUAGCAAACCCUUCUCUUCUGAUUUGUAAAUAGCGAGGGGUUCAGUGCAGGUAGUUUGAGGCAUUGCUAGUUUUCUGAGACCAAUAUUGUCGAAUUGAAUUUUUCACCUUCAGUUUUCUGGAUAAAUAAUUGUAGUAUGUUAAUCCCACGGUAUGUAAAGUCCUCAUUUCGAACAAUCUGUCCCUCACGUCAGAAAGUAUCAGGAGUCCAGUUUGCGAUGUUGUUGGUUGACAUUUAACCGCAAAACUACAAACUAUUUUAUGAUACAGCUACUUGCUGAUAAGGCAGCUGGGGACCGCUUCUAUUA
This is a messenger RNA of Physcomitrium patens, 1773 nucleotides long. RefSeq lists its product as uncharacterized. The record is from RefSeq and is a predicted model, not a curated record. NCBI's taxonomy places the organism in Eukaryota, Viridiplantae, Streptophyta, Bryopsida, Funariales, Funariaceae. Gene Ontology annotation, molecular function: DNA-binding transcription factor activity.